ACAUCGAACAGUAAAAUAAUAUCUAUCAUAUGUACCUAUAUCUCUAGUAUUGUAUUGCAGUAUAACUAUACAUGUCCCUUUAAAUUAGAUGUGGACAGAGGAUGGAUUUAAUUUUUCAGAGAAUUCAACGCCCUUAGCAUCUGCGGAUUUUUUUUGACCUUCGAUGCAUGUGCAGCAUCCUUGGAUAACUACAAAAAUCAGUUUUGAUAGAUAUAUAACAAUGGAAGUAUUUGUCAGGAGUCACUUAUGAAAAACCGAAAAGAAAAUAUUCUGUAUGUUGUGGUGAAGAGCAAAAAUUAUGGAAAAUAAAUUAUGCGAGAACAAUGUUAAAUGUAAAACACAGACUACAGAGGUUUGUUUUGCUGAGGUUAUAAAGAAAGAGAAAGAAAAAACAUAUUACUGUGAUAUCUGUAAAAAAUCAUUCUCACAUAAGAGUAACCUUGCCACUCAUAAGCGCAUUCAUACAGGAGAGAAACCAUAUCACUGUGAUAUCUGUGGUAAAUCCUUCUCUCAGAAAGGUCACUUGAGAAGCCACAGACAUAUUCAUACAGGAGAGACACCAUAUCAGUGUGAUGUCUGUGACAAGUCGUUCUCCGAAGGAAGUAACUUAACUAAACACAAACGUAUUCAUACAGGAGAAAAGCCCUAUCACUGUGACACUUGUGGGAAAUCGUUCUCGGUUGUGAGUCAUUUAACUACUCACAUACGCAUUCACACAGGAGAGAAGCCAUAUCACUGUGAUAUUUGUGGUAUAUCUUUCUCUCAGAUAAACACUUUGACUAUCCACAAACGUAUUCAUACAGGAGAGAAACCAUAUCACUGUGAUAUCUGUGGUAAAUCGUUCUCUGACGGAAACACCUUAACUAUCCACAAACGCAAUCAUACAGGAGAGAAACCGUACCUCUGUGAUAUUUGUGGUAAAUCAUUCUCCCUAAAUGGUGACUUAACUAUACAUAAGCGUAUUCAUACAGGAGAGAAACCAUAUCACUGUGAUAUCUGUGGUAAAUCAUUCUCUGAAGGAAGUACCUUAAUUACUCACAAACGUAUUCAUACAGGUGAGAAACCAUAUCACUGUGAUAUCUGUGGUAAAUCAUUUUCUGUAGUAAGUCACUUAACCACUCACAUACGCAUUCACACAGGAGAGAAACCAUAUCAUUGUGAUAUCUGUGGUAUAUCAUUCUCUCAGAUAAAUACCUUGACUAGACACAAACGUAUUCAUACAGGAGAGAAACCAUAUCACUGUGAUAUCUGUAAUAAAUUAUUCUCUGAUGGCAACACCUUAACCAUACACAAACGUAUUCAUACAGGAGAGAAACCCUAUCAAUGUGAUAUCUGUGGAAAAUCUUUCUCUCGAACUGGGGACUUAACUAGACACAAACAUAUCCAUACAGGAGAGAAACCAUAUCAUUGUGAAAUCUGUGGUAAAUCAUUUUCUCAUGCAGGUAACUUAACUAGACACAAGUAUAUUCAUACAUAAGAGAAACCAUAUUACUGUGAUAUCUGCGGUAAACCAUUCUCUCGAACUGGUGACUUAGCUAGAAACGAAUAUAUUUAUAAUGAAGAGAAACCAUAUCGUGAUAUCUGUGGUAAAUAAUUUUGCCAUGCAGGUAACUUAACUUGACAUGAGUAUAUUCAUACAUAAGAGAAACCAUAUUACUGUGAUAUCUGUGGUAAACCAUUCUCACGAACUGGUGACUUAAUUAAAUAUGAACAUAUUUAUAAUGAAGAGAAACCAUAUGAUAUCUGUGGUAAAUCAUUUUCUCAUGCAGGUAACUUAACUAGACACAAGUAUAUUCAUACAUGAAAGAAGUCCUAUCACUUUGGUAUCUGUGAUAAAACAUCUUGAGAAACUAAAUAUGUAUCUAUUCAUACAAUACAGUAACUAUUAAUGUCAAAAAUUCAAUGAAUGCUAAGUGCAGUGCAGCAAAUGUAUUCAUAAAUACCGUUAUCAGUUUCAAGUUUUUGCACAAGGCCUGCAAUUUCAGGGAAGGGAUAAGUCGAUUAUAUCAACCCCAGUGCUCAAAUGGUACUUAUUUUAUCAACCCUGAAAUGAUGAAAAACAAAGUGACCUCAGCGGGAUUUGAACUCUGAAUGUAAAAAUAAACAAAAUCCUACUGAGCAUUUUGCCCAGCAUGCUAAUGAUUCUGCCAGUCCGCCACUUUAUUCAUUAAUAUCAUUAUUGAUUCUUUAUUAAUACACUAUUAAUACUGUAUGUGUGUGUGUUGGGGGAGUGAAUACACUUCUUAUUGUGUU
Messenger RNA from Octopus bimaculoides (California two-spot octopus), 2253 nucleotides. RefSeq lists its product as uncharacterized. Gene Ontology annotation, cellular component: nucleus. NCBI's taxonomy places the organism in Eukaryota, Metazoa, Mollusca, Cephalopoda, Octopoda, Octopodidae. Gene Ontology annotation, biological process: regulation of gene expression. The record is from RefSeq and is a predicted model, not a curated record.